CUAAAUAAUUACUCUUCAUUCUCCAUAGCGCAACCCACCCCCGCGCCGAAGAUCCCUUUCGCAACCCUGAUUUAAGAACCAAAACAAAGGAUCUUCUCGCGCUUCUGCCUUGCGUUUCUGUGAUUGGAAAAAUUAAGGAACCAUGGCCAGUUUUGGGGUGAAGACAGGAGGAACAGCUGGAGCAACAGCAGGAGGUGGAUUCUCUUUUGGAAAUCAGAACCCUACUGGGGGUGGAUUCAAUUUUGGCCAGGUACAGCAACAACAGGCAACACCUGCAGCUGGAGCAGUGGCUCCUCAAGCUAACAAGAGCCUUUUUGGCACUCCGCCUGCAGGCACUCAGCGCCUAGGGUUUAAUUUUGGCACUCUGGGUGGUACUCCCAGUACCUCAGCAGCUGCCACAACAAGCACAGCCUCCAGCUUCAGCUUCAGCUCAACAGCCACCCCAGCUACCUCGACCACUACCUUUGGGGGCUUCAACUUCAGCAGUACACCAGCUGCCACCAGUGCGAGUGGCUUCUCGUUAGGUGGUGCAACACAGAGCACAGGGACCACAGGCUUCAGUCUCGGGGGAACCAGCCUGGCCCCCACAGCUACCUCAAGCGCAGCAGGCACCGCCUCGGGCUUCUCCUUCACAGGUCUCGGGGGAGCCACAACAACCUCAGCUGCCCCAGCAACAGAUUUUUCAGCUGGAUUAGGGGGUGCACAAGCCCUGCAGACCUCUCAGGCACCCAAGCUUGGGGGCGGUUUUGGGUUCACAAGUUUACAGACCACUACCACCACCACAAGUUCCACAGGCCUUGGGGGUAUCAACAUAGGACUUGGAGGGGCACAACCCCCAUCAGCCAGUGCAGGUAACAGCAACGUAGGAGCAAAGCCAGAUGGCAAGUCUGCAAAGGAGCAACUUUUAACAAAUGACUUGUUUGGCACCAUUGCACUCUUCGAAUCUCGCCGCGAUGCUGAGAACUCGGCCUCAGAGGAGAACAUCCGACAGACAGCUGCACCUUUCCAUAAGGUAGCCAAGAAAGCAACGGAGAUCCAGCAGCUGCUUGCUGAGCUGGCUAGUGAGUACCAGCAGCUGCAUGCAAGUGCAGUUAAUCUCAAGGCAGAUGUAAUGAAGGAAGCAGAGCAUGUCGAGAUGGCCAGACGGACCAAGGAGACCCCAAUGGCCCUUCAGGGGGAAAACAAAGUCCCUGAGAUGUACUUCAUCAACCUGGUGCGUUACUUUGAGUCAGAAAUGAUGUACUGCCGCACCAAGAUUGAGGAGGUGUCAAUGUGCAUGCAAGCAGCCAACAACCCUAAUGAAACACCUGAUGACAUAGCGGAGGUGCUGCAGCGCGAGCACGACACAUUGAAGGAGUUGGCAAGCAAAGUGUAUUCCAAGCACUCACAUCUUGUCGAGCUGGGCCAUCGCCUCAACACCUCCACCAAGCCGAAUGACCAGGGCUUUUUCCGACCUCAGUCCAAGGAGGAUGCCAAGAUCCCUGCCUCAGCUGUGGUGCGGCCAGUGCUAGGGG
Molecule: messenger RNA, 1514 nt
Organism: Penaeus vannamei (Pacific white shrimp)
Lineage: Eukaryota; Metazoa; Arthropoda; Malacostraca; Decapoda; Penaeidae
Source: RefSeq, a predicted model, not a curated record